Messenger RNA from Paramecium pentaurelia, 714 nucleotides. The record is from the annotation of a GenBank genome assembly. NCBI's taxonomy places the organism in Eukaryota, Ciliophora, Oligohymenophorea, Peniculida, Parameciidae.
UAUGAAUUAACCUUAUCUUCAUCCGGCAAAUCAAAUUAUUUAAGAUUCAGCACCCAAAGAAACUCUGUAUGUAACUGGAUUGAAUGAUAAGAUUAAACUUGAUGAUUUGAAAUUUGUUUUGUACAUACUUUUUUCAUAAUUUGGAGAAGUUCUUUAAAUGGUUAUGAAGAAAACACAAAAAUUAAGAGGAUAAGCAUUUAUUGUAUUUUAAAACAUUACAUAUGCUACAAAUGCUAAAGCAGCUUUAUCAGGUAUGAUAGUAUAUGAUAAACCAUUGGUAUCUAUUCCUGAUAUUUUAGAUUAUUGAAUUUGCAUAUAAGAAGAGUGUUAUUUUUGAUAGAAUUGAAGGCAAAUUUUAUUAUAAAUAAAAACAACAUAAAGAAUUGUAACCUAAUUUGCCAAAUGAAUUGAUGAAAGAAAAGAAAUAAAAAAAAUUUGAAGAGAAAAUACAAAAUAAUAAUAGCAAUUUAAAUUAGGGAGAAAUCAAUAAUGUCUUAUUGAUAGAAUCAUUACCUCCAUUUGUUACAGAAAUAAUGUUAUCAGAAUUAUUUAGGUAAUACCCUGGUUAUUCACUGAUUAAGUUGAUACCUGCUAGAGGCUUAGCAUUUGUUGAAUAUUAGAAUGAUGAUUAAGCAACAGUUGCAUUAAAAGGUUUGAGUAAUUUUAAAAUCACUCCUGAAUGUCAAUUAAAAGUAAAAUAUGCCAAAAAGUGAA